UUCAUCACUUCCAUUGUUUCUUCUCAAAAAGUUGAUUUUUUUUUUCCUUGGUUACAUUUUUUUUCCUUAUUUCUCCGCUUGACUUAUUAGAGAAAUGUGUUCUGAUUCUUCUUAUUGUUAAAAAAAAUCUGAACUUUUCUCGUUUCUCUUAAGAAAAAAUUGAACUUUUUGUUUUUUUUUGGAUUUUUGGCUCCUGGGUUUUGUCUGAGAGGAAUCAGUCGGCUAACCUACGAUGAGUAGCUGACGAUCAGUGAAGAGUAUCAUUGAUUUUAUCUGACGAUGAAGAUGAAGAUAUCUUUUACAGCUUCAAGGUUCUUCUACCUAACGGCACUAGUGUGAAACUCACACUUAGUAACCCCGUUCCAAAGAUGUCUAUGCAAAACUUUGUCAACCUGGUGAAGAAGGAGUACGAUAAUGCUAGGAAAGACUGUCUUUUGCUGUCUAAGAGGACGAGGGUUGAUUGGAACUCAGGCGGAAAGUUUUCUCUUGAGUCAGAUGGCGAGAAGAUGAGUGCCGUUGUUCGUUUUGCUGCCUUUAAGCCGAACAUUUGUCAUAUAAUACGCCUCCAUGACGGUUCUGGUAUAGCUUCCACCAUGUAUGAGAACUUGUGGGACUUGACACCUGAUACUGAUCUUCUUAAAGAACUACCUGAAAAGUAUAGCUUUGAGACAGCUCUCGCGGAUCUAAUAGACAAUUCAUUGCAAGCUGUGUGGCCUUAUCGUGAAGGAGCUCGGAAACUGAUUAGUGUGGAUAUUUCUGCUGACCGGAUUACAGUCUUUGAUACCGGGAAAGGAAUGGACAGUAGUGAGCAAAAUUCUAUUGAUAAAUGGGGUAAGAUUGGGGCGUCAUUACAUAGAUCUCAAAAAACCGAUGCUAUUGGAGGCGAUCCACCAUACCUCAAGCCAUACUAUGGGAUGUUCGGAUAUGGAGGUCCUUAUGCUUCUAUGUUCUUGGGAAGGCGUACUUUGGUGUCUUCUAAGACAAAAGAGUCCAAGAAAGUAUUCACUUUGCAGUUUAAGAAAGAAGCCUUGAUUGACAAUCGGUCUAUAUUGGGAAAAAACUGGAAGACUGAUGGUGGCAUGAGGGACCCAUCGGAGGAGGAAAUGAAGUUAUCGCCUCAAGGAAGCUUUACAAAGGUUGAGAUAUUUGAAUCAGAAUUUGACAUCAGGCUUAAGGAUAUUUACUUUCCUUACAUCCAGUGUGAUGAACUCUCCAAAACUGGGAGAACUGAAAGGCUUGUAGUGUUUCAGGUCAAUGGGGAAGAUUUAGCUGAGAUAACAGGUGGAGAGGUUGCCAUUACCAACCUACACUCCACGGGUCAAGUAUAUUCAUUUGAGAUUCGAUUCACUCUCUCCGGUGGGAAAAGAAAAGAGACAACCCAAAAGGCAAAUGCUCGCCUGAAGUUUGUUUAUUUUCCAAUCGUCCAGGGAAAAGAAAGCUUUGAGAAAAUUUUGGAGAGUUUAGAAGAGGAAGGAUGCAAGGUUUCUGAAAGUUUCCAAACUUUUGGUCGUGUUUCAGUAAGAAGGCUUGGUCGUCUACUUCCAGAAGUCCGUUGGGAUUCAAUACCGUUUAUGGUGAGAGGAAACAGAGCGUCUACUUUGCAGAAAGGCUUCCGAAGAGUAAAAUGCUUUGUUGAUUUGGAUGCUGGUUUUAGCCCAACGCCGUCCAAAACCGACCUUGCGAGCCAAAAUCCUUUCUCAGUAGCUCUAAGAAAUUUUGGUAAUAAACCGACGGUAAAAGAGAAGGAUGAUGAUGUCAGCUUUGAGAUUUUUAAAGAAGGAAGGAAUGUCAGCUACGCACAAGUUGACGAUAAUUUUAGAGAUUGGGUUCUGAAGAUGCAUGAUACCCAUGAUGAAGAAGCUGCGUCGGGUGAAGAUGAAGCUGUCCUCAUUGUUGGAUCACUGGAUAAAAAGGCCCUUGUCAUUUCGCGUGAUGCUGUGAGGGUGCACAAGGUAGUUACGAGAAAAGGAAUGUCAUGGAAACGUGGUCAGAAUAUAAAGAUUCUGAGAGGAGCUUGUGCAGGGGUUCACAAUAACAAUGUGUAUGCCACCAUUGACUAUUUUCUAAUAGAAGGGUUUGAGGACGAAGCAGGCGGGGAUACUCGGAUUUUAUGCAGGCUUAUCGAUCGCCCUGAGAGUGAGGGAUGCAAGCUUUCAAUCAUUGAUGGAAUUUCGAAACUGGAAAUUGGGAGGUCUUUAUCUUUACCAAUCACUAUAAUCGACUCUGGAAAGUGCCUACCUGUAGAUGCAAACGAAUGGAAUAGAAAACUUGAGAAGCAACAGGAAAAGGCACCGUCAAAAAUUGAUUUGCUGGAUGAGAGAGAUUGCAGAGAAUUUGGCAUUGAUGGGGAAUUACCAGUUGGUGAUUCCGUGCGUGCUGGGCGAGCUCCCCCAAAACAGAUUGUAGCAGUUGUCCGACCUGCAUGCUUCACGUCUUCAACACCGUCCAAGAAGUUGGACCAGUUGAAGUUGGAACAGAAACAUAUUGUUAAGAUGGAUGAAGAAAUGGUCAUGGUAGUAAAGUUGCUAGACACAAAUAUGAAACCGAGUGAUAAGAAUGUCAAACCUGUGUAUUCGCAGCGCUUGUGUCCUACAUCUCGUAAAGGGAUUAGUGGUCUCUACAUUUUUUCACUUGGGUCCAAGUUACCGAACCUUUUCAAGAAAGCUGGCACUCACAAAUUUUCUUUCUCCAUUGGAAAUUCGAUCAAGUGCAACAAAACGGUGGUUGUUAGGCCUUCUUCAAAGGUAGCAAGGUGGGAACUUGACGAUAAUCUGGAGUCCCUUCCAUGCAAUGUUCAGUAAGACUCCUAAU
This is a messenger RNA of Camelina sativa (false flax), 2811 nucleotides long. Its product is annotated as structural maintenance of chromosomes flexible hinge domain-containing protein GMI1. The record is from RefSeq and is a predicted model, not a curated record. Lineage: Eukaryota; Viridiplantae; Streptophyta; Magnoliopsida; Brassicales; Brassicaceae.